Knipowitschia caucasica is the source of this 660-nucleotide messenger RNA. NCBI's taxonomy places the organism in Eukaryota, Metazoa, Chordata, Actinopteri, Gobiiformes, Gobiidae. The record is from the annotation of a GenBank genome assembly.
AUGGAAACUACCAAGAAAAGACAUGAACAAAUCUACAUCAUUUGUUUAUACACGUGCUUUGGACUCAUGGUGGAGGCGAUCCAUCCGGACUGCGCUAUCAUCUCGCAGCACCUGAGGGCCCGGGAUACUUGCAACGAGACCAGAGAGAGUGAGAGGCAGAAUCGGAGCCUGCAAAGAGGGUGCAUCACCGAUUGGGACGGGAUAAACUGCUGGCUCAGAGCUGAAAUCGGACAAGUGGUCAACAUCUCCUGCGGGGAAGUCUUCCAGCCUUUCACCAGCUACCAGGGUUGGAUUUACAGAAACUGCACAUCAGAGGGCUGGUCUGUGCCGUACCCUCCGUAUGAAGACGCCUGUGAGUUCAGUGAGGACCCUGAGCCUGAGUCAGAAACCAGUUACCUGUCCACAUUCAGGCAAGUUUACACAGUGGGCUACGCCACCUCCCUCGUCUCUCUCAUCACAGCCAUUGUGGUCUUCUCCGCCUUCAGUGUGAACCUGGAAGCUUACAGAAUCCAGGAGCCGGUUCACGGGGGGCGACAACCGACAGCGAUAAGCAGCACUCGUCGCACCGGGAUGAAAACCAGAGACACAGAGAGGGCAACUGCAGCGGAGGGCGACAGAUGUGCUGUGCUCCGGCAGAUUGCGGGUCUUCCACAAAUGUGA